Molecule: messenger RNA, 513 nt
Organism: Hydatigera taeniaeformis
Lineage: Eukaryota; Metazoa; Platyhelminthes; Cestoda; Cyclophyllidea; Taeniidae
Source: the annotation of a GenBank genome assembly
AUGCUGAGGACUUACGGUGUACAGGAAAGGUUUAAGGGUGAAAUGACUACCCAUUGCAGAACUCUCAACCACACUAGUCCUAUUGGUGUUGGUGUAAACACUACGCAGGCCACAGUCAUCCACAUCGACCUCACACCAGUGUGGAUUAUGCGAAUCGCAGUCGAUGCAGAGAUAAGCCCUGACAGCGUCCACGCACGUGCACGUGUUGGUGACCAUGCUUGCGCCUCGAACACCGUUACCGGUUGUCAAGGCAUCCUAUCCACCAUCUUCCUCUCCCUUUCCAUAUGCGGUCUGGCCUUCUACCACGUCUACCUUAGCUGUCGCGAGAUUUCCACCCACGAAGAUGUGAGACACUUUCCAAAGACACUGCGUCAAAUGGGGCGAGACAAUCCCUUCUCCAAGGGCAACGGUUUUGUCAAUAUGCUUGGUGUGUUGUGUGGUCCUGCUCCACCGAGUUGUAUUGCGACUGGCUGCCGACGACUGAUGACAGAUGUGGAAGGUGUGACAAGUUGA